Molecule: messenger RNA, 10999 nt
Organism: Acanthoscelides obtectus
Lineage: Eukaryota; Metazoa; Arthropoda; Insecta; Coleoptera; Chrysomelidae
Source: the annotation of a GenBank genome assembly
GGGAGAGACAGACAGAGAGACCCGUUUCUUCCCAUAUUCCAACGCCUACUGCGAGAACGGCACUACAACUCCUUCUCAUACUAACCCACAACUCACUGACAUACUUCCAUUCCACGUCGAGAUCGGUAAAUUUUAGUUCGUACCUCAACUGUAGACAAACAGACAAACGGACAAUGUGCAAUGUGUGUGGGAUGUCGAGGGACCGACUUCAAUCUGAAGAUGACCAUGGUCAAGGCUACGAGAUACUGAAGCCGAUGAAGCUGUCGCAUCGGGGUUGAGCCGCAGCUUCGGAGAGAUAGUGUUGUUCUGGGUUUCUUCCUAAGAACAACACAGGACAAAGAUAUUAUAGUACCUGAUUCAGUCGCACGUAAGUGUGAUGCAAGUGAUACAAGCAACGAUAGCAAGAUGAAGGUUGUUACAGAUCAUAUUAUCGUUUUGUUAGUGAUAAUAUUGCUAGGUAUAACGACAGUUUGUAAAGCAGAAUGCCAAACCCGUCAAAUCUACUGUUACGAAUGCGAUAGCUGGUCUGAUAUGCGAUGUAAGGACCCAUUCAACCAUACUGCACUUCCUAGGGACCAGCCGCCCUUGAUGACGUGCAACGGCUGCUGCGUCAAGAUGGUCAGGAACUCCAAGUCGCCGUACGAAGUGGUCCGGCGAACGUGCACAUCCCAACUCCAGAUCAACCUAUUCAUGGUCGAUCACGUGUGCAUGAUGGAAAGUAGCGGGACUGGUCACAUGUGCUUUUGCGAGGAGGACAUGUGCAACGGGGCGCCCAAGAUCCCCAACCCCACCACCACUACCAUUCUCCUUCCACCACUAGUGCUCGCUUCCUAUUGGCUGUUGAGCAUGGGCACUGCAGAAGGCAUGGGCAUGACCUUCAGGUAGACUCCCGCUCUCGCUAUAUCUCUAACUCUAACUCAGCUCGUCAGCUUCGGCUCUCUAGCCGGGGCGACAGUAGCGACAUCUGCAUUUCGUCAUCCCAUACUAACCACCACCAUCGUGUGUACAAUGCCAUCAUUCAACGAAUGGUAGUGCCGUAUAGGACAGGCAGUAUUUUUUGGAUUACGCACAAAACGUGGAGGUAUUUAAAGACGAGCCGUGUAAAAAGCGAAAAAACGGUAGUACCUAAAGCAUCGUUCUCACCAAAAACAACCAGACGACAACCCCACUUUAGAGUUGCGUUCUCACCGGAUGCAACUGCUAGCACAAAAAGUCCUCGUAGCCAGCUAUGGACUGUAUUUUGACGACCACAAAACACCCAGCUAUGCUUCUCAUCUGCGAAAUAAUUAGAAAUUUACUUUAAAAAGGUUAAUGUCCUUAGAUGGCGUUGUGAGCUUACAAAUGAGUACAGCCCCAUCUAUGAAACAUUAACAUUUAUGAAAGGUUUCUAAUCAUUGUACUUGAAAAAGGUUAAUUCACCUUGAAGUGCGUCGAAUGUUCGCGAACGCUCCCGAUCGCGUAAUUCUGGUUGCCUAAACGUCGUUGUUGCGAGGGCGUCUCAUCGAUGAAAAGUUCUAGAUCACGAGGACGGUACUGAUUUUUUUUUAUGCUGAAUCUCCGGCUUCCACUCACAGUUUUCUUGUGAAUAUUUGCACAACACGUCUUUGUGUUAUCGAUUUUACAUGUUAAUUUAAGCAUUAUAUAGAACGUUUCAUUUAUACUUUGAUGCUUUGCCAAUACAACUUAACGAAGGUAAUAUACUUCAGACGUAAUACAUUGCCGUCCAUUUUGAAAAAUUAAAAAUAGAAACGUAGAAAGUUUCUGAUUAACGUAAAACUUGAUAAUUGAAAAUGAGCUUGUAGCUUUUCAAAAUGAUUUUUUUUAGAGCUCCAAAUAGAGACAUACUUUUUUCUUGAAGUAAAUUGGUUUCAAAUAAUACAUUUGUAACACGUUUAUAACUCUUCUUUAUUUUAUAUAUAUUUCUAUAAAAUGUUAUGUAUAAAUUGUUUUUUAUAUUGUCACGACUGUGACGUGGGUCAGGUUGGCUCUGAUCUGAGCAGACUCGCUUGUAUGGAGGCUCAAAUAAUAACAUAAAAAAUAAAUUAUCAGUGUAUUAACAAAAACGCCGCGCAAACAAAAGUACAAUGAAACAAGUACCUACUUUUUGGCCCAGGAAGGUCCAGUCCCACGAAGAGAGAUUCGGCCCGAGUGAUCGCAGAGCAGGAAUAAUUCCACGUGUCGGCCCAUCCAGUUGUUUUUAAACCGAUAGAACCCAAGUCGGUGGCGAAUAAUACACCUUUGCAGGUUAUGCAUUAUUUGCCGUCGAUGUGCACAUUUCUCAGCGGAUGCGGUUUAGGGUAUCUAUCGAUCUAUGUGGCGCCUCAUGACGCGUGUACGGCGCUACAGGGUGAUCAUUCCUGCCAAUAUUUGCUUCGGAUAGGUUAUAAUAAAAGUAUUUUGUAUUGGUGAACAGUUUUAUUGAGUUCAAUUUACAAUUUCUAUCAUUUUCAUCAAUUCUGGAUAUUUCUUUUAUGUUUACAUUUAACAUCGGAUUUUGAAAUACAUUUGCCUGGCAUCUGCACUGACACAACUGGCGUAGAAUGCUCUUAAAUAAUUUUUGGUCAAUUUUAAUGACGCUGCGUUGAAAUUUUGGAAAAAUGGCCGAGUUCAUUAGACGGUUUAUAAUAAUGGUUUAAUAUAUUAUAACCCUGAUAUUCUUUUUUCUGUAAUUUAUAUGCAAUAAACUUUGCUAAAUUUUCUAAGCCAUUCCUAGCUCUUGAUCAUGUUCAAUUAUUUUUUCAACAUCAGAAUGAUUUUGAUCGGAAUGUUCAUUACCAUUGGGCAAUUUUAGACCUCGAACAUGUGUCCAGUAACAAUUUCAGACUCAUGUCAAAGUCCUUGAUACUGUUUACACUUGCAAUAGCAAUAUUUGGAACAUCCUCUUUAUUCGACCAGUAUUUGGUGAUCUGAAAAUAUUCUCAUCAUUUCGCCCUGUAUGAUAAUUUCUUAACCUAUAUUUAAACUGUAGAGCAGCUGUAUGAUCAUAUAUCCCUCCAAUUGCUCGUAUAGCGGAAAAACGGAACUAACCACAAAUUACGCGCUAAAGCGGCAUAAAAAACUGCAAGCGUCUCUGGAGAUUUUUGUCCAUUGAGCAGCUGGUCGGAUUGCCACCGCUUUGGCGAGAACGCCUGUAUUUGAAUACACGUGACGAGAAUUGCUUUCGAUGAGAACGAUCCCUUACAUGAUGUUCGCUUUUUACAUGAUUUGUCAUUACGAGCAGCUUGUCACGUUUUGUACCUGAUCCAGUAGUACUUUGAUGAAUUAUCCUGUAUAUGAGAAUUCGAAUGCUUCAAAUGUUCUGAAACUACUGCAAAUAUGUUCAAAAGACAUAAUUUUAACGCAAUUCGUUUAAGGAAAUUAUACAUGUAUGGUUUCAGAACAGUUUAAAGCACUGAAAUUUCAUACUCAAUUUUACUCUUUACUCCGCAUUGUAUUUUGUCAAACUUCUAGAUCCUAGUGAGUAGUUAUUGUAUGUAAAAAUUUUAACAAUGCUGAUUUUACAAAACUUAUCAUGCAUCGUACCAAUAAUACUAUGCUUUUUAAAUAUCUGAAACCCCAAGUAUAGCGUCAAAUAUUUUUUCAGGCAAAUACGAAUUAAACUAUUGAAUUUGAAAACAUAGACAUCUUAUUACGCAUUUUGCAGGUUAAUGUUAUUGUUUACAUAUAUAUUUUUGUCAUUUAUCGUGUAUACCUACAUUUAAAAAUACGUAAGUUAGAAUUUGCUCAUAAUUCUUAUCUUUGUUUACCAGCGUGACAGGGUAUGCGAAUUAAAUUUAUACUAUAUACCCGUAUUGUUUUUAUCUGUGAUUAAAAAUAACUACUAUAUUAUCAACAACUCUGUAUAAUUUAAACGUAAAGAAAAACAAAACAAUGCUCAGAGAUAUGCAGAGCCGCCAUACCUACGUCACUUUAUACAACGUGUUCGAAAAACAGACGGAGAAAUUUUAUAUUUUGUUAAAAAAUAUGAAAAAAAAUUUCUAUAAACAUGGAUCCCGAAAUGCAGAGAGUGAUAAAUAUAAAAAGAGUUAGUUUGUUGUAGUGUACUUUAUGUCAUGGUAUCUCUUGGAAAAGUUGCAAUAACACUCUUUCCUAGACUUUUUUUUGAUUUUUUGUUUUCCAAGGCACUUGUGAUUUUUUUAGCAAAAAGUAUUAAACCAAUGUUGUCCAGUGACAUGCAGUGAAACGGUUUUAUUUUUUUUCUCGAAAACGAAGUGGGAUUCGAAAAAAAUACAAGAGGCAAAGAAGUUGAAUUGUUAGAUGCUUAAUCAAACAACAAACAUUAAAGUUUGUACGACAUUUUAAACUUAACUAUUGAAACAACGUUCAUUAUUGACAACCAUCCACGAUUUGUUCACCUGCUUUGCGGUAACUAUUUAAGACAUUAAAGUCGGGCAAACGUUUGCUCAAUACGUAGGUUCACUACUCUUUGUACGAUCUGAGAAUGACAACGUCGCCUACUUUUCAUUGACAGCGAAAAUGACGUAGAUCUAGUGGUUCUGUGAUCUCACUCUUAUACGAUAACCAACACGAUACAAUCAAAUCAACGCCAAAGAUCAAACGAAAAAUUCACGAAGUCCAUUCAGAUCAGAUCACAACACAUAGCAUAUCAGCUUUGUUAAUUAUUAUACCGAAAGUUACUUGAAACUACAUCGCAUAUCAUGCUGCUUAGCAUUCCUAUAGGAUCAAUUAAAAACAUAAUAUUUGCCCAGAGAUUUCAAAGCUCAUACGAGGAACUGGAACGUUUUUCUAUAAAUUUCUGACCAGAGAAUGUCCAAUGUUAGAGGGCUGAUGGAAAAUUGAAAGUAUCAAAAAAAUAUCGACAUACAGAAUAUUUGCUACAUACGGUGUUUUAUUGUGAUUGUGUUAGAACUAAUAUAUUGAUUAAAUUUCUUGUUUCAAUCCUUUGUAACAAUUUUAACUUAAUAGGUAACAUAAAUGUGACAUUAAUUUCUUUCCUCUCUCACUUGUUUACAAAUUUAUUAUGCAAACCAUGUUUAAAAUAUAACUUUUUCGGCUAUUUUUUUGUUAUUUAAAUGCUUAUUUUUAUAUAUCAUUAGUUGUUUGUUUUUUCUUCCUAACAAUACAAGUUUUUCAAUAGACCCAUUUUCUUUUUGUUUUUUGCUUUGCGUCAUAUCUCGAGUAGACUAGACUACAAAUGUACUGAUGAUUGCUAAAAGGUACGAAACAACGGUGUAUUAUUAAAUAUAUAUAUAUAUAUAUAUAAAUUAGACUAAAUGUCCCAUUAUACUGAUAUUCAUUUCCCAUCAAGUCUAGUGUCAAAAUACCGUUCCAGUUCCUUGCGAAUUACAAGCAAUAAACUGAGGGUUAUAACAUCUACAAUGUUUGAGAAACAUGUAAAUUACCAACAUGUAUAGAAUAAUACAUCAACUCUUAGUUUACUUUUAUUUAGAAAGCGCAUGUCUUCUUACUGCACGAUUUCAAUCAUCUUAGAAAAAUUAAAAAUUACCAAUCAAAGAUGGCAUGGGGAUGAAAAUUUCACGCUGAUCUAGAGUUUUUCACAUUACAUCAAACUGUGUACAGGGUGUUACUAUUUUUGGCUGUAUAAUUGGUUACACAGAAAAAAUCUAGAAAUCAACCUAGAACCUACAAAAACGUAAUAUUACAAGUCUUAUUUCUGACAUACACCUUUACAUGUUAAAUAUUUCUGAAGAGUUCAAACACUGAUUUUAAAGAUGAGUAUGAAUGAGAAUAAAAAGGUUCAAAAACCCAUGCAAAGCUCUAGUUCUGCUUACCAGAAAAAGUAUAAUUUUCUUGGUCCAUUGCAAGUCGGAGUUCUGAACGUAGAUUUCCGCGAUAUGGAAUUAAUUUCAACUUCUCAUCAAAUUAAUUUUUAGGCGCCAAAUAUUGUUUUUCAAUUUUCCAAUAUAAUUGGUCUACCUAAAAGCACCCUGUACACAUAUAGUAAUGCAUGACUUAGUAACAUCUAGUCAGUAUUUGGAUAGAUCAAUUCUUCAGUCUUUCAAAACCAUAAAAUAAAUGGCUUCUUUUCACUUCAAAUACUGGCUGCGUUAUUUUCAUUAAAAUCAAAAUAAUUAAACAAUGAAGUGUUAAAAGAUAUUGCAUGAUUGGUAAAGUGUCUUGAUUUUAAAUAAUAAAAAACGAACUACUGGAUAGGUAUAUACAGGCAUAAAAAAAUCAUAUACUGAUAUAGUCCACGACAAACUUAUAGUGUCUAGCAUUUUUUAUCGAUCGUAAUAAAAACAAAAAAACCGAGAAGAGACUAUCAGUGUGUCGUGAACUAUAACUCAAAAACUUCUACAUUGACUUGAAAUAUACAUGUAUUGGAAUAUCAAUCUGUGAAAUGAUUUUUGAGUUACUUUCAGUAUUGCACUACCCUGUAUAUACAGCAGUCAUUUUUUUAUACUUGAGCCACCACUCAGUAUCAUAGGGUCAGAAUCAGGUCUUAUUAAAGUUGCAAAAUGUAAGACACGCGCCGUAGAGAUGAGAUCAAGCCAAUUUUCGAUCAGCAUUCGUUACAUAUUUUAAUGAAGAGUAUAAUUACGAAGAGCACCAUUGUUAGUUGAUUUGUAUAUAAUAUUGCACAUCAUUUAGAUUGUUAGAGUAAAUCGCAGCAUGAUCAGAUAACGGCUUUGAGCAAAAAAAAAUGAUAUGCAGGGCUACUAAGGAUGCAGAAACUAAUUCAGGCUCUUUCAGAGUAUGUAUGCAAUACCUGCAAGGAGGCAUCAUAGAAAACUGAAUUUUUAAUAACUGAAAUAGAUCGUUAUUUUUUCAAGCAUGAAACAGUUCAUCCUCGUUUCUCCGCUGGUGUGUUGAAAAAAAUAUGUAUUUAGAACUCGUACGUUGUCAGGGAACUCGUUUACAUUCUCGGUAUUUCCCGCCAAAGAAUCAGGCAAUUAGAUUCUAUUUGUAACGCGGACCUAUACUAAUGUAAAUUUUGCAUUUCCAAUUAAUAUUAGGCACUUCUGGAGUUUUGAGCAAUAAAAGACAGACAUCGAAAUACAUUUUGCCGCGUAAAAAAAGCCAUCGAUACGGGACGAGAGAGUGAAUGAAAUUUUACUAACUGGAAGUGUCUUUAAAAAAAUUAUGUCGUGCCUUUUUGGCGCCAAUUUACGUCUGUACAUACCCUGUCAGUUGCUCGACCAGAACAAAUUGCCGAUAGCAUCACAAAUAGAUACAUCAGGAAUAUAGUCGAAAUCACGAAAGAUGACGAUUGCGUCAUCAUUUUAGUUUGUGUUUGUAGUAAAGACAAACGACAGCGAUUUGUGAAUAUUUUUAAUGAAGUUUCAAAUAUGUUAGACAGAGACAAACAGAAUUUUAUUGUCUAAACAAACUGUAUUGCUAAUUUGCAUAUAUCCGACAAAGAUAGACGAUGUUUUCAUGUUGCAUGACGGAUCAUAUUUGAAAGAUGAAAAGUUAGGUUGUGUUAAAGCAGGUUAGAUUAAUUUCGAAUAAUACUUUGGUCUUUGGUGUUCCUGUUUUAAGGUAUUCUAUUCAUAACUGUUUUUUUUUUUCAAAAGAAAAACUAUCCACAGAAAUUAUUAUUAAGGUAUCACUCAAAACAAUGAAAUAAAAUGAAAAUAAAAAUAAUCAGUGAAAUAACCUAACUUCGCAAAAUCAUAAUAUAAAUUCAUGACAUCGUGAUUUUAUCAUCGACGUACGUCCAUUGAUUACUUCAGUACAAUUUAUGGUAUCACGUAAUAGUAAUCUUUCGUGAUUUUGACUAUAAAACAAUGCACUGAUGGGAUCCAGUGUUGAAUAAAAGAACACUUUUGAUGAGCUUAGAAGCCAUCUGUCAACCCAUUGUUGAAUAAAAAACUGCCCAAGAACGGAUUAAACUUAAAUAUUUGAAAGAUAUAUGUUUUGGGAGCAAAAUAUGGAAAUUCAUGGAUUUUUUUUUUAAAUAUUGAGUUCCUGUAGUACAUAAAGAAAGACAUGCCAAGUUUCUAUAAAACGAUGUCCAUAUCCUUCCAAAUAGUAACCAUGCAUUAUUGACUUGUACAGUAUCAUUCAGGGAUUACAAAAGAAAAAAGAUGCCUGUAUAUAAGAAAGCUCUUUUGGACAUUUUCUAUAGAGAAUUGUCAAAUAGCUUUUUGGUUUUGCUCACAUAUAAUGGGACGCUGUGCAAAUAUAAAUUAUUUGUUAGUCUAGCCCUGCAUAUCCAGUUUCAGAAUUUCCCAAUUUGUCAAAACUUGUCCCAGUUUAAUAUUAGAAAUUUGGAAGCUGAGGGUAAGUGAAUACACACUUAUUUAUUCAGGUGUGGUCAAUUUUUUGAAACAUUUCAUCAGCUUACUAAUGGUGAAAGACUAACAAUACAUAUAAAUUGAAAAAUAAACCUUUUCCACCUCCCAAAAGUAAACUAAGGCCAGUCCUCGCUAUUUACAUUUGUGUACAUUUAAUCCUGAGGUGUUUCUUCCCAGUGUACGGCACAGUGCUUAAUGGAACAUCAUUUCGCAAUGCGCUGUACAAAGAAACACCUCAGGUCAUUCCUUUAGACUUUAGUAGAUAUAUUGUAAAAAAAUGAAUACAUAUAUUAAAGAUGUGUUAUUACUAUAAAUUGUUAAAACUUAAGAUACUUUAAGCAAGAUGUAUCAUAACGAAUAAACGUUUACCUUGGCUGUUAAAUCUUUUUUAUCCCUUACAGAAUUUAAGGUUAUGUCGGUAUGUUUUUUUUUCGUUAGAUUGAAGUACGCACUGUUCAAUCUAUUUUCGUGCGAAUUUAAGGGAAUUAAAGUACAGACUCUCAUCUGGGAUGUUGCAAUACUGAUUAACAAUUUCAUGUAAACAAAUUCGAGCUUCGAAAAACGGUGAUAAACUUUUUGAGAGUAGUUCAAAGUGCACGUCGAAGUUAACAUAACCUGUACAGGAAAAACAAGAAGGAAAAGCGUUUGAGAUAGAUAGAAAAGCUGGAAAAGUUAUACUUACGGUUCAAUGUAUACGCCGAGGAGUGUGUUGGUUAAUUUUUGCACAGGCGCUUCAAAUAGCAACUUGCGUUCGUGCAUGGUGCAACACUUAUGCCAAGAUGCGGCAGGCAAAGGCAUUAAAAUGGACAGAGUGUUAGUAGUGUCAAAGUUCUCAAAAUAUGAAUUCGAGAGGAAAAAACACAAACACCUCAAUGAUAAAGAACUUGAAAAGCUGUUGAGGAAAAGAGGGACAAACUUUGACAAAUUGAUACACUUUCACAAUAUACACAAAAAGUUUGAGGAGAGGCUCUCGUCGACGCUUAGAGAGAUGGGCAUUCAGGUAGAAGUCGAGAAUAAAAUCAAAUACGGUGGUGAAAACGUAAAAAAAGCAGACGUCAUUAUACCAGCAGGAGGUGACGGGACGUUCCUAUUGGCUGCCAGCAGAGUAUUGGACAAUGUCAAACCAGUGGUGGGGUUUAACUCAGACCCAAAUAGGUCAGAGGGGUAUCUGUGUCUGCCUAAACGGUAUACAGAAAAUAUCAGGGAGGCUAUCGAACGAUUACAGAAGGGAAAUUUCAGUUGGCUUAUGAGAAGCAGGAUAAGAACAACGUAUAUGGCAUGUGAAGAUGAUAAUCUAAAACCAACUUUUCUUCAUGAUACGUCAGGUCAAAAUGAGAAUGGAAUUCCACCGUUUCCAGCAAAAUGUGAUAAAGGCCCCAAUGUCCUGCCUGUGUUAGCUUUAAACGAGGUAUUCAUGGGCGAGACAGUGUCAGCGCGCGUUUCCCACUUACAGAUGCGAUUCAACGGCAGUCACACGUCAUACACAAACCUGAAAUGCAGCGGUUUGUGCGUGGCCACAGGCACCGGGUCCACGUCGUGGCAUCUGAGCAUCAAUAGGCUGCCCGCUCAAAGCGUGGCGGAGUUACUGAGACUGUUAGAGAUAGAUUCAAGCGACGCACCAGGAAGCUUGGCUUCCACGUUUGCAGAGAUUUACAACAGGAAUUUGGUGUUCGCCCCCGACGACAAGGGGAUGGCGUACACGAUCCGCGACCUGAUUUCAGCCACCGUGUGGCCACAGCCUAAAGGCAUCAAACCACGUGGCUUCGUCAAGCAAAUGGAGAUCACCUCACACUGUAUAGACGCUUCCUUGGUCAUAGACGGCGGCGUUUCGUUCAAAUUUAACGACGGCACUGUCGCGCUCUUGGAAAUACUGCCCGAAGACGCGCUUAGAACUGUGAUACUUAGGGAUUGAUGAUAUAUUCACUUCGAAGUCGAAUCUCAUUUACGCCGCAAUAAAACAAACGCGCACGUAUCUCAAAUCUUAUUGGCCACUCAACGACAUACGAAUAGAGACACGAAAUUUUAUUGAUUGAGAUUGGUCGUGUUUGUUUCGAUCCAGCGUAAAUGAGGUUUCAAUAAUUUAUAGCUGCAAAGACUGUAGCUUUUGGGGCAAUCAUCGGUUAUGAGAGUGAUACUUUUCACUUUAGAAUUCUAAGAAAUUUCAUACUGAUAACACUUGAUCUUUAUCAUCUGUUUCAUCAGCCUGAAGGUCCUUAAGACUUAAAAAGAAAACAUAACCUCACAAUAAGAGAGCGCUGACGCUGACACGGAACAGUAGAAAUCUAGAAAUACCCCAGCCUUUCUGAAGUACAGAAAAUACUCUGAAACUCAAGGAGGGCUUAAAGGCGUCCUACAAUUGUAGGAACGGCUGGCGAUACGACCGUUGGUCAUUUCACGGAAAGUAUCGAUCUCUUAAUUUCAUGGCGUUAAAUUCCAGAUCAACAACGUUGCUGAACCAUUUCCAGGCAAAUUUACAUAUUGAUUCAACAUAUGGAUGAGAAUUCUAAGAGAUGUCAGAGACAAAUAUUUAAUAGUUACAGUUAUCACUUAUUACUAUAUAGGACUAUUUUAGAAUAUACGAUAGAUAGGAGAACAAAUGGAUAUUUAAUGAGACUAUUGUUAGAAUGUGAAAAUUACUACUUAAAGAAUAAGGCAAUGUUGAUAUAUUCCAUUUCGAAAUGCAUAAGCUUUUAUGUAUGAUAUAAUAAAGGAAUUUUUCGUUUAUUGUAAAAUAUAAUUUACCUUACCUGUAUCCACACAAAAAUAUAGCCUCAUCC